AUGCGACAUCCGGUGCUGUCAAAGGAGUGCAGCGGUCGCUUGCUUUGGGAACGACCCGAUCUGCUGCGACAAGUCAGCACCUCGACGGUGUGGAGACAUUCCAUGAAGGCGCCACUGUGCGGCAUCAAGUUGGAUGGCCAGCCUUGCUGCGCAUCACCAGCCAGCACGACUUGCUGUUCCAACCCCGGAACAACCUGCUGGCACAGUCCGACCACGUGGCUACUCCGUGCCGAUCCGUUUCAUGAACGACGUCGCUGCUGCCUCCAUGGCAAUGUGGAGGACCAUUGUGUGCCCAUCGAGGAGUGCACCUUCUCCGAAACCGUUUUUUGGAUUGCAAGCGGCGCUUUCACAACGACGACGAUGAUCGUUGGUUACAAACUGGCACAAUGGUUGGAGGAGCCUGGACGAAGCCAAUGCUGCAAGAAAGGCUGUUGUAUUGCGCAGGUAGCUUUCUGGUCGUUUGUGCUGUGGGUCUUAUACAUGGCGUUGCCUUUGAGUCUUCUUGGCGGGCCCCACCAGAAAGCGCCACAGAUGUUUGUCAGCUUCCUGACAGUACUUCUUCUUUGCUUACUUGUCAGUGUUCGGGGCUGCGUUCAGCGCAGACGACGCAGGCAGCGCUCAGAGCAGAUAGAGCGACGACGCGGCACUCUGUCUAGAGAUGCUGAUGGCCACGACCGUAUAGCUGUGCUCAUCAACAACCAGGACUACCAGUUCUACGAGCCGGUCUUCGACCGAAGCAUGGACUUCUUGGAGGAGCUCCUGAGCAGCCGCUGGAAGGUGGUGUCAGUUGCCAACCUCAAGGCCGCGGCCGUGGAGAAUUCCAUUGUCGAUCAGGUGGCGGCAAAGAUCUCGCGCCAGAGCGAGAGGCCGGCGACAGUGUGGCUCUACAUUUCCGCACAUGCUCAGACCUUCUUUGGCAUCCCACAGUUCCUCCCCACAGAUGCGUGGUACUGGGGAGACGGGAUAUCCAUUCACUGGUUGAUCCACAAGCUGUGCCAAGUUAGUCGAAACAUCGAAUGCAUCCAUGUCAUUGUGAAUGGCUGCAUGGUCGAUUGCAUGGCACACGCCACCACUUUCGAUUGGGUUCGCUGGUGUUGCGUCGAAUGUUGCCGACGCAUUGAGCAGCGAGCAAGGAAGAUGCGAUACACAUACGAUGGCUGCAGGGACCAGGUGCAAAUCUUUGUAAACAACCACUUCAUUCCUAGAUCCGAGAUGCAGUUGACCAUGCUUUUUGCUUGUGCGCCGGGCCGGAGCGUACCUGGAGGCUCCGAAGAAGGAGAUCUGAUGACGCAGAAGGUAAUCAACGAGCUUCUGAAGGACCCAAAGGCAUCUCCGGCCGACUUCUACAAUGCCCUGCACACGAACCUCUGGCAAACAACCCGUCCAGAGGGCGGCCCUUUACAUCCGUUUUUGCUGACCACUGGCCAGUUGGCACGGUCUUCUGACACCCUUCUGAGUGAAGUAUCGACUGCUGCUUCGACGUCGCAGGUGCCUCCGACCACUCAUCGAGAUUGA
This is a messenger RNA of Symbiodinium natans, 1515 nucleotides long. NCBI's taxonomy places the organism in Eukaryota, Dinophyceae, Suessiales, Symbiodiniaceae. The record is from the annotation of a GenBank genome assembly.